GCAAAUAACUUCGGGGUUUGGUCAUUAGCAAGUCCUUGACAUAAUGCAGAGCAGCAUGCGUGCCCGUGUGGCGGGUGGUGCUCGCCGCGCGGUGGGCACUGCUGGCCGUCGCCUGACUGUGAAGGUCAUGAACUCGAACGUGCUGAUCGCCAACACCAAGGGCGGUGGCCACGCGUUCAUUGGUCUGUACCUGGCGAAGGAGCUGCUGAAGAAGGGCCACAAGGUCACCAUCAUGAACGAUGGUGACUCGGACAAGCUCACCAAGAAGAACCCUUACGCCAAGUACUCGGACCUGGAGCGCCAGGGCCUGAACGUCGUCUGGGCCGACCCCGCCAAGCCGUCGACCUACCCUCGCGGCACCUUUGACGUGGUGUAUGACAACAACGGCAAGGACCUGGCAAGCUGCCAGCCCCUGAUCGACCACUUCAAGCACAAGGUGGAUCACUACGUGUUCGUGUCCUCGGCCGGCGCCUACAAGGCCGACCCCAUCGAGCCCAUGCACGUGGAGGGCGACGCGCGCAAGUCCACCGCCGGGCACGUGGAGGUGGAGGCCUACCUGGAGAAGGCGCGCCUGCCCUACACCGUCUUCCAGCCGCUCUACAUCUACGGCCCCAACACGGCCAAGGACUGCGAGCAGUGGUUCGUGGACCGCAUCAUCCGCGACCGCCCGGUGCUGCUGCCUGCGCCCGGCGUGCAGCUGACCAGCCUGACCCACGUGGAGGACGUGGCGUCCAUGCUGGCGGCCGUGCCCGGCAACCGCGCCGCCAUCGGCCAGCACUACAACGUGUGCAGCGACCGCUGCAUCACCUUCACCGGCAUUGCCAAGGCCAUUGGCAAGGCCCUGGGCAAGGACCCGGAGAUCAUCCUGUACAGCCCGGAGAAGGUGGGCACCGGCAAGAGCGGCAAGGCGGAGGGCUUCCCCUUCCGCACCGUGCACUUCUUCGCCUCGGCCGACAAGGCCAAGCGCGAGCUGGGCUGGAAGCCCAAGCACGACUUCCAAAAGGACGUGCAGGGCCUGGUCAACGACUACAAGGCAAACGGCCGCGACAAGAAGGAGGUGGACUUCUCCGUCGAUGACAAGAUUCUGGCUGCCCUGGGCAAGUCCGUGCCCAAGUCCUCCUCCAACUCCUCCGUGUCUGCCUCCUUCUCGCGCCUGAGCAGCUCGGGCCCCAAGGCCGAGGAGCUGCCCCGCAGCCGCAGCAGCUUCAGCCCCCGCCGCGAUCUCAAGAUCAAGCGCACGGUGCUCCCCGCCAACUGGCGCGACAGCCUGGACGAGGACGAGCCCGCCAAGCCCGCCGCCGGCCGCUCCGCCACCACCGGCCGCAGCGGCAGCGUGCCCAAGGACUGGCGCAGCUCCCUGUAAGCGAGCGGAAGGGAACGGAUGGUUAAGCUGAGGUGGUAAUGGUGUGUUGUGGUGUGAAGGUGGUGUGAAGGGUUGGUUGGUGUGGGAGGCGCGCGGGAGGCGGCGUGGUGGCGAACGCACUGCCGGGAUGAGCUCGGGAAAGCAGAAGGGGUUGCAUGGCGCUGGCGGGCGUGCUCGGAACUCGGGAACACAGUGUGUCUGAUUAUCUGAUGGCGAAGGGCUUUGUGCUCAUGGAUAUGGGUACAUUUGUGCGUGUGUGUGCAGCCGAGGGUGCCUGGUUGUGCGAUGCAAGUGAUUCAAUUUUUGGGCAGAAUCGCUGCAGGCGUAGCUUGGCUGCCUUUGGCACCGCAGACAGCACGUUAGUGCUCAGUUGUUAAGCAGUGUCGAGAGUCGUAGUUAUAUGCUCGAAGGCAGCAAGAUAGAUUAUGGUAUCGGAGGUGUCGGUGCAUGCAGAGAGCAUGUCAGCGGCCCGGUCCUUGGGGCAGGGGUCUGGACCGGUAGACGGACAAGGAGGAGUAACAACGUUUGUGAUGCCCGUACG
Chlamydomonas reinhardtii is the source of this 1904-nucleotide messenger RNA. RefSeq lists its product as uncharacterized. The transcript is spliced from 7 exons. The coding region runs from base 44 to 1363 and encodes 439 amino acids. Gene Ontology annotation, cellular component: cytosol. The record is from RefSeq and is a predicted model, not a curated record. Lineage: Eukaryota; Viridiplantae; Chlorophyta; Chlorophyceae; Chlamydomonadales; Chlamydomonadaceae. Gene Ontology annotation, biological process: rRNA processing. Gene Ontology annotation, molecular function: RNA binding.